Daucus carota subsp. sativus is the source of this 1579-nucleotide messenger RNA. RefSeq names its product mitochondrial carrier protein MTM1-like. NCBI's taxonomy places the organism in Eukaryota, Viridiplantae, Streptophyta, Magnoliopsida, Apiales, Apiaceae. Gene Ontology annotation, biological process: mitochondrial transmembrane transport. Gene Ontology annotation, cellular component: mitochondrion. Bases 268 to 1419 code for a protein of 383 amino acids. The record is from RefSeq and is a predicted model, not a curated record. The transcript has 11 exons.
ACCACAAAGACAGACAAAUUGUACGUACGUCCGUACGUAUUCUAAACCCCAAAAAACACGAAAAAGACAAAGGGGGUUCCAAACGCAGCCCUAGUAGACGUUGGCUUGGUACUCUGGUUUCCCUCGCGAGGUCGAGCCCAGGUGCGAGCAAGUGAGGAGCAAUAUUCUCCUCCAAGAAACCAUCGCUCCGAUAUUAAUUUAUCGAAUUUUAAUCAAUCAUCUCGAAGGGCUGGGAAGAAGAAUUUGUGUUGAUAAAACUGAAUAAGGAUGGUUGGGGAGUCGGAACAACCCUCUGAUUGUUCCCUGUUAUCACAAGAAUCAAUGGGGGUCUCGCAUUCACCCGAUAACUUAAACUUCCCGGAAAGGGCUUUUUCGGCUGCUGGUGCUGCUUUUCUUUCCGCCAUUAUUGUUAAUCCGCUCGAUGUAGUUAAGACGAGAUUGCAAGCACAGGCUGCGGGAGUUCCUUACUCCCAUCCACUCAGUAAUGUUACUAGUCGUAUGGCGGUUUUCGGCCCCAACAUGAUGUUCACUGAUCUGAGAUGUUCGCCAUCAUGUGCUCGUGCUGGUGUCCAUGGUACUGUGUCAAUUUGCCCUCCUGAAUGUUUUGAGUACAAAGGAACGCUGGACGUCUUCUAUAAAAUUAUUCGUCAGGAGGGUGUAGCAAGGUUAUGGAGAGGCACAAAUGCAAGUCUGGCGUUGGCUGUUCCAACAGUUGGGAUCUACUUGCCAUGCUAUGAUAUCUUCCGCAACUACUUGGAAGAUUUUACAUCUAAGAACGCUCCAAGCAUAACGCCUUACGCCCCUUUGUUGGCAGGUUCUCUAGCCCGCUCAUUAGCAUGCAUAAGCUGCUAUCCCAUUGAGCUUGCUAGAACCCGUAUGCAGGCAUUCAAAGAAACUCACCACGGAAAGAAGCCUCCCGGGGUGUUGAAGACAUUGUUUGAGGUUAUUUCCCAAGUCAAGAGCUCAAAUAGACUUCAAAGCAGCUCGCAAAGUUAUCGUGCACUCUGGACAGGACUCGGGGCUCAGCUUGCGCGUGAUGUACCUUUCUCUGCAAUCUGUUGGGGAACCCUUGAACCAACUAGACGAACACUUUUAGGUAUGGUGGGUGAGGAAUCAAACGUGGUUAGUGUUCUUGGGGCAAAUUUCUCUGCAGGUUUUGUUGCGGGAACUCUUGCUGCAGCAGCUACAUGUCCACUGGAUGUUGCAAAGACCAGAAGACAAAUAGAGAAAGAUCCUGCUAGAGCAUUGAGAAUGACAACAAGACAAACGCUUGUGGAAAUCUGGAGGGAUGGAGGAAUGAAGGGCCUUUUCACUGGAGUCGGCCCUCGUGUUGGCCGUGCAGGUCCAUCUGUUGGAAUUGUGGUAUCAUUUUAUGAAGGUGUAAAGUACAUUCUACAUCAUCAUUAUGCAACUCGAUGAUAAAAGGUGGAAGAGUGAUUUUGGUCCGAUUUAAAAAGGAUUAUGGAUAUAAAUAUACGAAGCACUUUCGACAGAAUAGGAUAGAAAUUUUUUGCUGAAAUAUCAAAAUGUAGAGGUCUCUUAUUUUUCAGAAUUUACUUAAUUUGAAUCAUGUUUUGAA